Messenger RNA from Sinocyclocheilus anshuiensis, 2758 nucleotides. RefSeq names its product hepatocyte nuclear factor 4-alpha-like. The transcript is spliced from 10 exons. The record is from RefSeq and is a predicted model, not a curated record. NCBI's taxonomy places the organism in Eukaryota, Metazoa, Chordata, Actinopteri, Cypriniformes, Cyprinidae. Gene Ontology annotation, molecular function: zinc ion binding; RNA polymerase II cis-regulatory region sequence-specific DNA binding; DNA-binding transcription factor activity. Bases 542 to 1876 code for a protein of 444 amino acids. Gene Ontology annotation, biological process: regulation of DNA-templated transcription.
AUUUAAAAAAUCUUCCCAACCCCAUAUUUUUGAAUGGUAUAUACCAGAUUGGCACCAGAACAAUUCUGCUAAAACUCGGCUAAAUUGGCUACUAGUUAGCACUCUCCAAAACUUCAGACAGCUAACUGUAAGUGAUGUCUCCAUACAAUUCUCUCCUCAGCACCAGAAAACUGUUCAAUUCAGAAGUAUCUUCACUGACUAAACACUGGUGUCACACUCAUCAAAAUGACGAGUUAAUGUUUCUCAUCCAAUUAAGGGAGAAUCCAGGGGCCUCGGGAACAGGAAGUGCCAGAUAUGAAUUAUACGCUCUGUACACUUGACGCUAUUAGGCCGUGCGCUCAAGCCCCCAAUCAAAUCUCAUUGUGACAGGCAUUAAGAGAUUAGGUCGAGCUGCCGGUCAGCGUGUGUGAGAACGCUGGCUCCCUCACACACUCUCACACUCACAGAGACAAACUGAGGACUGAAUGGAUAGGUCAUUGUGUGGAGGAGGCUGAGGAGCCGGGGGUCCCUGCCAGCUCUCAGGACCACAGACCAGUGCAGGAUGUUUGAAGGACAUGGCACGGGCCACUUCAACACCACACCAGACUCCUCGCCAGCUGAGAGUGCCAACAUGAAUGUUGCCAACCAUUUAGGGGCCGGCACCCUAUGUGCCAUCUGUGGGGACCGGGCCACAGGAAAGCACUACGGAGCCUCCAGCUGUGACGGAUGCAAGGGGUUCUUCAGACGCAGCGUACGCAAAAACCACAUGUAUUCCUGCAGAUUUAACAGACAGUGCAUAGUGGACAAAGACAAGAGAAAUCAGUGCCGGUACUGCAGACUAAAGAAAUGUUUUCGAGCUGGGAUGAAGAAGGAAGGUAUUUGUUCAUGCUCUGUGCAGAAUGAAAGAGACAGGAUUAGCACCAGAAGAUCCAGCUAUGAAGACAGCAGCUUACCCUCCAUAAAUGCACUCAUUCAGGCUGAUGUCCUUUCUAGACAGAUCUCAUCACCUGGUCCUAUCUUGAAUGGCGACAUCAGAACAAAGAAGGUAGCCACUAUAACUGAUGUGUGCGAGUCUAUGAAACAGCAGCUGCUGGUGCUGGUUGAAUGGGCUAAAUACAUUCCAGCAUUCUGUGACCUUCCCCUGGAUGAUCAGGUGGCUUUACUGCGAGCUCAUGCUGGAGAACAUCUCCUGCUAGGAGCUGCCAAACGCUCCAUGCUGUAUAAGGACAUUUUACUAUUAGGUAAUGAUCAUAUAAUUCCACGAAAUUGCCCCGAAUUGGAGGUGAGCCGUGUGGCUGUAAGGAUCCUUGACGAGUUAGUCCUUCCCUUCCAGGAUCUCCAGAUUGAUGACAAUGAAUAUGCCUGUUUGAAGGCCAUUGUAUUUUUCGAUCCAGAUGCCAAAGGUUUAAGCGACCCAAGCAAGAUCAAACGCAUGCGAUACCAAGUUCAAGUUAGUUUGGAGGACUACAUAAAUGACCGGCAGUACGAUUCACGAGGACGGUUCGGCGAGCUACUACUUCUGUUGCCAACGCUACAGAGUAUCACCUGGCAAAUGAUCGAGCAAAUCCAAUUUGUUAAAUUGUUUGGAAUGGUGAAGAUAGACAACCUGCUACAAGAGAUGCUUCUAGGAGGUUCUGCUAAUGAAGCUCCUCAUGCCCAUCAUUCUCUACACCCACAUCUGGUCCAGGAGCACCUCAGUAACAAUGUCAUAGUCACCACAAACAUGGCUACUCCAAUUCACAAUGGCCAAAUGUCCACUCCGGAAACUCCAAUCCCAUCUCCCCCGACAGCCACAGGUUCUGAUCAUUACAAAAUGGCACCGGGGGUUAUAGCCACAGUGCCAAAGCAACCAAGCUCCAUCCCUCAACCAACCAUCACAAAACAAGAGGCCAUCUGAGUGCACAGAGAAAUACAGAUCAAGUUUUUUAACUUGUUACUAUGAAUAGGCUGCGCUGAGUGUGACAAUUCAUUCUCAUAGGCAUCUGGACACAGUAACACUGACAUUUAUAUUAACUAGCUGUUAAAUUUAAGGUUUUUAGAAAAGACAGUGAAAUUGUUCAGAAUUUCCUAUUUUAAGAACUUUAGACCAAAAUAGUUGAGUUUAAAGGUGUGCAACAAUCACACUUUAAAUCUAUGUUCAUCCCAUCUCAUUUGUUUGCUGUAUGCAUGUUUUAGAAUGAAAUAGUGGUGCAUAUUUAUACUACCCAAGGAGUCACAACAGAAUUUAAAAAGUCAGAAAGGACCAUAUUAUACAAAGGCUAUGCAAGUUUUAUUCUCCUUUCAAGGAGAGUUUGAGUUCCAUAAAUGUUACAGCAGGCCUGAAUGUGAUCAGAUGUUUGUUUUGUUGUACAGUAUUUUAACAGCUUGCUUCUUGCUCUUAUAGUACUUUUACGGUAGCAUACUAGAAUACAUAACAUUUUGUGCCUUGGAAAUAUUGUUAUUUACCAAAAUGCUGGUAAUUAUUUUAUGUAUGCUAAGAGUAUGUGCAUUUCAUAUUUUUCUGUUUGUGCCAUACUUCAAUUGUAAAUAUAAUGAUUUCCUUUUGUUCAUAAAAGGAUUUAGUCUCUUCUAAUUCAUGAUUUUAGGAUUUAAAAAAAAAAAAAAGUCUCCUGUUCAACCCCUUAACUGUAACUAGUGAUGUGUAUGUAUGCAUACAGUAAGAGAAUGUCACACUCAUUUAUAGUUUUACAUGUUGGUCAUUUACUGCCAAUUUACAAUGACUGCCUUCAGGGAGAAGGGUAAUUUCAAACUUGCAAUGUGAACUGAUAUUAAAUGUCAA